Colletotrichum chrysophilum is the source of this 1212-nucleotide messenger RNA. RefSeq lists its product as uncharacterized. Bases 1 to 1212 code for a protein of 403 amino acids. The record is from RefSeq and is a predicted model, not a curated record. The transcript has a single exon. Lineage: Eukaryota; Fungi; Ascomycota; Sordariomycetes; Glomerellales; Glomerellaceae.
AUGAGGCCGGCCGCACACCCCGCGCCGCCAUCGAGCAGCCUCCCACCCCUGCGGACACUCGACACCCUCACCGAGUCCGACAUCACCGCCGCCCUCCACUCCCUCUCGACAAUCUACUGCUCACUGCCCGUCUCCGUCGCCUUCCAGCUCAACCCGGAUCACAAAUUGCCUCACCAUGCCUCGCCCGCAGUCGACUCCGGUUACGUAUCCGAGACCGACGACGACCAUGAGGAGGUCGACGGCGUAGACCACCACAUCGCCGCCCUCCGCGUCGACGCCUUCGAACGCAGCUUCGUCGAGCGCUGGCUGACCGGCUUCAUCGCCCGCGCCGAGACCCUCUCCUGCUUUGAGUCCGAGGAAGCCUGCCAGCUCGCCCUGGACCAGGCCUCCUGCGUCCUUGAGUCCUUUUUCGCGCCCGCGGAGGACGAUGAAGCCGAGGAUGAGAAGGACCAGGACUACACGCGCGACUUUUCCUUUGAGCUUUCGCUUCCCGAGAAAGAGAACCGCGUACCCGUCACCGUGCGCCUCAACGACCGGCUUGCAGGCACGAACUCCGCCGACCCUGAUGACGUCGGCUUGCAAAGCUGGGGUGCAUCCAUCGUGCUCUCGGACUUGAUGUGCGCGGAUCCGGCUCGCUUCGGCCUCACUCAACCCAGCCUCCGCUCGUCGCCGCGCAUCAUCGAACUCGGCGCCGGCACGGGUCUCGUCAGCUUGGUGCUCGGGAACAUACUCCCUCACCUCGGCGCGCCAGAGUCAACCAUCGUCGCAACCGACUACCACCCAGCAGUGCUCGAGAAUCUCAAGGCCAAUGUCGCCAUCAACUCUCCUUCGGCGGUGGAGGCAAGCCUCAUCAAGACGACAACACUGGAUUGGUCUGCGCCUGACCUGCGCGCACCCCUCGACACCCCGGCGGAGAUCCUCAUUGCGACGGAUGUCAUCUAUGCUCCGGAGCACGCGACGUGGCUGAGGGAUUGCGCGACGCAGCUGCUCGCGCCGGGCGGGGUUUUCUGGCUGCUGGUGACUGUUCGCCGGAACGGUAAGUUCAACGGGGUCAGCGACACGGUGGAGGGCGCGUUUACGGCGAGUGACCGCCCGCGCGGUGAAGAUGGCAAGCAGCUGACCAUCUUGUACAACGAAAUCAUUGAGAAGCGCAAGGAGGUCGGACGCGGCGACGAGAGCGGCUACAAGCUUCUGAGGAUCGGAUGGGCUUAG